This is a messenger RNA of Blastomyces dermatitidis ER-3, 1803 nucleotides long. RefSeq names its product isocitrate lyase. The coding region runs from base 1 to 1803 and encodes 600 amino acids. The transcript is spliced from 6 exons. The record is from RefSeq and is a predicted model, not a curated record. NCBI's taxonomy places the organism in Eukaryota, Fungi, Ascomycota, Eurotiomycetes, Onygenales, Ajellomycetaceae. Gene Ontology annotation, cellular component: mitochondrial matrix. Gene Ontology annotation, molecular function: methylisocitrate lyase activity; isocitrate lyase activity.
AUGAUUCGCAACGCUGCUCGACGCUUGCCUCGACAGCUUCGUCCGCUCUCCCGCCCCUCCACUCUCUCCAGUACUGCGGCUCGCACGUUCGCCUGUGGCUGCCCGCGGAUGGCGUCACAACUACCUCCAGUCAAUCCACCUGUGUCAGUAGCACACCCAUCCGACUCAUUCCAGCUACUGUCUUCCGCUGAAAAGGCCGGGGCCGCCGAAGAUGCGCUGUUUGAAGAACAAGUAAGAGCCGUGAGGGAGUGGUGGAACACCCCGCGCUUCGAGGAUAUCAAGCGCCCAUAUUCAGCAGAGGCGGUCGUAAGCAAGCGGGGGUCGCUGCAGCAGACAUAUCCAAGCUCGAUAAUGGCAAGAAAAUUAUUCAAUCUGCUGGAUGAGAGGGCAAAGGCUGGAAAGCCGGUACAUACGCUUGGUGCCAUUGAUCCCGUCCAGAUGACACAGCAAGCUCCCAACCAAGAAGUGCUAUAUAUUUCAGGGUGGGCGUGUUCAUCUCUCCUCACUACGACAAACGAAGUAUCCCCGGACUUUGGAGACUACCCCUACAACACCGUCCCGAACCAGGUUCAGAGGCUCUUCAAGGCCCAGCAAAUGCACGACCGCAAAGAAUGGGAUGCAAGAAGGAAACUUUCUGCGGACCAGCGCAAGUCGACGCCCUACACUGAUUUCAUGCGGCCCAUAAUCGCUGAUGGCGAUACGGGACAUGGAGGUCUUACAGCAGUAUUGAAACUGGCCAAACUCUUUGCCGAAAACGGAGCCGCUGCUGUCCACUUCGAGGACCAGCUUCAUGGAGGCAAAAAAUGCGGCCAUCUUGCCGGCAAAGUGCUCGUCCCCAUUGCCGAACACAUCAACAGGCUCGUCGCAGCAAGAUUGCAGUGGGAUAUUAUGGGGACUGAAAAUCUGCUCAUCGCCAGAACGGACUCGGAGAGCGGAAAACUUCUAAGCAGCACCAUUGAUGUCCGGGACCACGAGUUCAUCCUAGGUGUUACCGAAGGCUCCAAACCGCUCGCCGAAACCCUGCAGAGAAUGGAGCUGGACGGGGCCUCUGGCCCUGAAAUCGACCAGUUCGAAUCACAAUGGGUUAAAAACCAUAAACUUGUGACGUUCGAUGAAGCUGUGGAACAACAUCUUAAAUCCGAGGGAGCCGCUCAAUCAUCCAUCGAUGACUACAAAAAACAAGUAACCGCAAACCGGGACAUGUCGAUUAAUGAACGACGGGAGCUUGCACACAAGUACACCAAAUCACCUGUGUUCUGGUCCUGGGACAUUCCCAGGACUCGUGAGGGCUACUAUCAUUACCGUGCCGGUAAUGCCGCGGCAACCAAGCGUGCGAUCAACUUCGCGCCCUACGCUGACUUGCUCUGGGUUGAAACUGGCGACCCAAGUGUCGAGAAGGCGGCGUCGUUUGCCGGAGAGAUCCGAGCAAAACACCCUGGCAAGAAGCUGGUAUAUAACCUCAGCCCUUCGUUUAACUGGAUGGGUCAGGGUUUCACCGAAGCCAGCCUCAAGUCGUUUAUCUGGGACAUCGCUCAGCAUGGCUUCGUCCUCCAACUUAUCUCACUCGCUGGUCUCCACUCUAACGCUACCAUGACAACUGAGCUUUCGCGGAAAUUCAAGGACGAGGGCAUGCUGGCUUAUGUCAACCUCAUCCAGCGACGGGAGAAGGAAAUGGGAGUUGAUGUACUUACGCACCAGAAAUGGAGCGGCGCCCCAUAUAUGGACGGCAUUGUCGGCUCCAUUCUCAGUGGCAGCAGCUCCAACAAGAGUAUGGGCGAAGGCAACACGGAGGAUUCUUUCUAA